This is a messenger RNA of Rotaria sordida, 1665 nucleotides long. The record is from the annotation of a GenBank genome assembly. NCBI's taxonomy places the organism in Eukaryota, Metazoa, Rotifera, Eurotatoria, Philodinida, Philodinidae.
AUGGCUGCAAUGGAGUUUGAUGAUGUUUAUGAAGAAAUUCGUGGUGUUCUUAAUCCGGGUCGUUUAAAAUUGACAUCAAAUUCAGUUGUUUUUAAAAAUUUACGAACUGGUAAAGUUGAAACAAUAACUAAAGAUGAAGUUGAGAAUAUUAAAUGGAUGAGACGUUCACGUGGUUAUGGCUUAAAAUUUAUUACAAAAAAUGAUACAUCUUUACGUUAUGAUGGUUUUAAAGAUACAGAUAUUGAUCGUUUAAAAGAAUUUAUGACAAUUAAUUUUGGUAAAAAUAUUGAAACACAAAAAAUGGCAGUUAAUGGUUGGAAUUGGGGAAAAGUAUCAUUUGGAACUGGCAAUCUUUCAUUUGAAGUUGAUCAUAAACAAGCAUUUGAAGUUCCAUUAAAAAAUGUUUCAAAUUCAAAUAAAGGAAAAAAUGAAAUAACACUUCAAUUUCAUCAGGCUGAUGAUGCUAAAGUAUCAUUAAUGGAAAUUCGUUUUUAUGUUCCACCAGGAGAUGUUGAUGGUGAUGCAGUUGAAGAUUUCCAUCAAAAUGUAAUGAAAGGUGCUGCUGUAUUAACAGCUAAAGCUGGUGAUGCUAUUUGUAGUUUAUCAGAUAUCAAUUGUCUUGUACCACGUGGUCGACAUGAAUUACGAUUCUAUCCAGGCUUUUUUGAUUUACAUGGAAAAUCAUAUGAUUAUAAAAUUCCAUAUAAUCAAAUUACACGUGGUUUUCUUCUUCCACAUAAAGAUAAUCGACAGAUGUAUUUUGUGCUUAGUUUGGAUCCACCAGUAAAACAUGGUCAAACACGUUAUCAAUAUAUUAUAUUUGGUUUUAAAAAAGAAGAAGAAACAACAGUUGAAAUUUCACUAUCACCUGAAGUUAUUCAAGAAAAAUACGGUAAUAAUCUUCAUAAAGAAAUGCAAGGUCCUUAUCAUGAUAUUGUAUCACGUUUAUUUCGUGCUAUUACUGAACAACGUAUAACUGUACCUGGCUCAUUUACUAGUAAAAGCGGUGCUAAAUGUGUUAGUUGUGCAUACAAAGCAUCAGCUGGUUUACUUUAUCCACUUGAACGUGGUUUUAUUUAUAUAACCAAGCCACCAAUAUAUAUUCAUCAUGAUGAUGUUGCUUCAUGUGGUUUUAAUCGUUCGAAUACAGCUACUGGUCGUACAUGUGAUUUUGAAAUUCAAUUAAAAAGUGGUGGAUCACAUGUAUUUAGUAAUAUUGAAAAAGAAGAAGCUAAACCCAUGUCGGAUUUUCUUAGUUCAAAGGAUCUUCGUAUUCAUGCUGCUAGUAAUUGGGAUAAAAAGAUUAAUUAUACAGUAGAUAAAGAUCGUGAUAUUUACUUAGAACAUGUACAAAAUGAAGGUCAAGAACGAGAAGAUGAUGAUGAUGAAAGCGAUGAUGAAGAAGAAGAUGAAGACUUUCAAGGUGAUGAAGAAGAAGAUGAUGCACUUGAAUAUGAUAGUAAUGCAUCAAUACAUUCAACUGAAGAUGAAGAUGAAGAUGGAGGUAAAAGUCCAUCAGCAUCGAAAAAACGUAAAAAACCUGAAUCAUCAUCUACUUCGUCAAAGAAAAAAUCGGAUGAUCCCAAGAAGAAAACUAAACAAAAAGAAUCACCAACCAAAAAACCACCAAAAAGCAAAGAAAAAGUUGAAGACGAUUCUGAUUAA